Coniosporium apollinis CBS 100218 is the source of this 2085-nucleotide messenger RNA. Its product is annotated as acetoacetate-CoA ligase. Gene Ontology annotation, cellular component: cytosol. The record is from RefSeq and is a predicted model, not a curated record. The transcript is spliced from 3 exons. Gene Ontology annotation, molecular function: acetoacetate-CoA ligase activity. NCBI's taxonomy places the organism in Eukaryota, Fungi, Ascomycota, Dothideomycetes. The coding region runs from base 1 to 2085 and encodes 694 amino acids. Gene Ontology annotation, biological process: lipid metabolic process.
AUGACGAUAUCACUGGACACAGAUACCAGGACUGCCAAUGGCUUAUCCGGCCAGGCAGUGAAGCUCUGGGAGCACCCAUCACCAAAGUCAACCCACCUCUGGCAAUUUGUUGAGCGGCUUAACAAGACUUACAACCUCCAAUUGAAGAGCUAUGAGGAAGCCCAUUCGUGGAGCACUAACAACAUUGCGAAGCUCUGGGGCGAAGUAUGGCAAUACUGUGGCAUACGAGCGUCCCAGCAGUACACUGAGGUCGUGGAUGAAAUGGCGCCGAUAUUCCCUCGUCCUAGCUUUUUCCAAGGUGCAAGGCUCAACUUUGCGGAGAAUCUUUUAUACCCUACACAACACGUCGACCCGAACUCCCCAGCCGUCAUCGCAGCCACGGAAACGACCCGCGAGACUGUCAGCUGGGCUGAACUACAGGAGCGCGUGCGGCAAUGUCAGGCAGGCAUGAUAGCACUCGAUCUGAAAGAAGGCGACAGAGUAGCAGGCUAUGUCGCAAACCAUACCAACGCCUUGGUCGCGAUGUUGGCUGCGACUUCGCUGGGAUGCAUCUGGACGGCAGUCAGUCCGGACACAGGCGUCACAGCUGUACUUGAUCGAAUGCAACAGAUCGAGCCGGCGCUGCUGUUUACGGACAAUGCGGCCUUCUACAAUGGCCGAAGUCACCCUGUCAUGGACAAGCUUGUCGACAUUGUCGCAGCCCUACCCACUCUGCAGGCUGUCGUGAUGCUUCAAACGGUGCAGACGGUAGACAUCGACACAUCCACGAUCAAGAUGUCCUCGGGCAAAGCGUACGACUACGCGUCUUUUGUCGCGCUGGGCGACCAGAACUCUGCCAUGAUAUUUGCUCAACUACCAGCAGAUCAUCCGGUGUAUAUCCUGUACAGCUCUGGUACUACGGGAGCGCCCAAAUGUAUCGUGCAUGGCGCAAUCGGCACCCUGAUGCAACAUAAGAAGGAGCAUAUCCUUCAUUGCGACAUUCGAUCAGGCGACCGCCUGUUUUACUUCACGACCUGCACAUGGAUGAUGUGGCACUGGCUCGUCUCCGGCCUUGCAUCUGGCGCUACUCUCGUCCUCUACGACGGAUCUCCCUUCCGCUCCGUCUCACCCGACGAUCCGUUGACCUCUGUUCCCGAUGAUCUGGCUAUGCCGCGAUUAAUAGACGAGUUGGGAAUCACGCAUUUCGGUACAUCAGCAAAAUAUCUCUCGGUGCUGGAACAGAAAGGCUGCAAACCUCUAAACGAGUUGGGCCUCGAAACCCUGCAAGCCAUCUAUUCCACCGGCUCUCCCCUCGCGCCAUCAACGUUCCAGUACGUGUACGACGCCUUCCCUAAGAGAAUCAACUUGGGCAGUAUCACCGGUGGCACAGACAUCAUCUCUCUGUUCGGUGCACCCAACCCACUCCUCCCCGUUCACGCAGGCGAGAUCCAGUGUCUCGGUCUCGGCAUGGCCUGCGCGGCCUAUGACUACGCCGGUAACGACAUCACGAGCACGGGCGAAGCCGGCGAUUUGGUAUGCACCAAGCCAUUCCCGUGCCAGCCAGUGGCGUUCUGGGGCAAAGAAGGCGCCAAGAAGUACCGCUCGAGCUACUUUGAGAAAUUCAAAGGCGUGUGGCAUCACGGUGACUUUGUGCGCUUCAAUCCCGAGACAAAGGGAUUGGUUAUGCUUGGUCGUAGUGAUGGGAUACUCAAGCCGGCUGGUGUGCGGUUUGGCUCGGCGGAGAUCUACAACGUCUUGCUCAAGCACUUUGCGGACAAGGUGGCUGAUGCUUUGUGCAUUGGUCGUCGUAGGGAGAAUAUCGAUGCGGAUGAAACGGUGUGCUUGUUCUUGAAGAUGGCUGAGGGGAAGGAGUUCUCGGAACAGCUGGCGGAUAGGAUAAAGAAGACGAUUAAAGAGGAGUUGUCGGCGAGACACGUGCCUGGUAUCGUGGAGGAGUGCCCGGAGAUCCCGGUGACAACAAACGGCAAGAAGGUUGAGGGCGCAGUGAAGCAAAUUCUCUGCGGUCUGAACGUCAAGACUUCCGCCUCUGUUGCAAAUGCCGACUGCCUGGAUUGGUACCGUGACUGGGCCAAGGCUCAUGCCUGA